AUGGCUGCUUCCCGAUAUAGAGAGGAAAUAGCCACCAUAUUCGACGUUUUUUGUGAAAUUGGCGCACCAGCACCAGGAGAAAAAUACGCUCCAUUGUUAACCAAGUAUCCCGAUGAUUUUCAAAACGAAAAUAUUUUGAAAAGUGUGCGACAAUUUGCAUUUCCUUGUCCUAUGAAGCAAAAUGGAAGCGACGCUGUCCAAAUGUUCAGCUUCGUGCUGACUGAUUCAAAUUCAAAAUAUUCAUUCGGAUUUUGCCGAUAUACUCCAAGAAAUGACACAUGUAUAUGUUUUUUGAGCGGCUUUUUCUGGCCAAAUGUAUUUUAUAAAGCUUUAAAUCAAUUAUCGAUUGUGAUGAAUUCGGGAACGCAGAGCGAUGUAGAUUUGUUUUUAACACGGAUUUAUCAUACUGACAUUCCGAACCCCGGUGAUAUUCUUCGAUUCGACCUUAAAAAUAGUUCGAGUAAGCAUGAUGCAAAGAUACCGAACCUCAAUAAACUACCAACGUUACGUGAGGAAAAGUAUCUUCUAGAGUUUUACAAUGCAGUGUCACCCAAGCAAAUAGUUGCUCUUUAUGCAAGUUUAUUGAAAGAGCGCCGAAUACUUUUCACUGGACGGCAAUUGAGUCAACUGAGCUCUUGCAUCCACGCAUGUGCCACAAUAUUAUACCCAAUGACCUGGCAAUCCGUUUUCAUUCCCGUGCUGCCGGCAAGUCUCGUCGACAUGAUUAUGGCACCAAUGCCGUACUUAAUUGGUGUACCAAAGCAAAUCAUUGAAGCAGCGAAAUUGAAAGAUAUUGGAGACGUCGUGAUCAUUGAUGUUGAUGAGAAGACACUUGAAAGCCCAUUUGAUGACGUUGCUGAGAUGCCCACCGAGGUGGUCACAUUUUUGAAAUCUCAAUUGAAAUCGACAUCGGAUAUGAGCGACGCUUUUGCUCGGAUAUUCCUUCGAGCGAAUGUCAUAUUGUUUGGCGACUACCGGACGGGUAUCGUCACCGAUUACAAAGGAGACUUUGUCUGGAAAAAGGACAAGUUCAUCACUGAGCAGAGGUCCACCUUCCAAACCUAUUUGUCAUCGCUUCUCGGCGCCGACGGCGUUCAAUACCUGGAACGAUUCAUUCACGAUCGAAUGGAGAUGUUUCGGCACAACGUCGCGAUUCAUGAUGAAUUUGAGCGGGAAAUUGAGAAAAUGGACAUGAAAAGUCGGGUUCGAGAAAACGCUAGUGAUGUGAUUGGUGCUUUGAAGGACAAAAUGUCUGGGAUACAGAUUGCCAACAAGCUUAAUAAGCUCACGCCGAGAGAGAUUCGACGUGCUGCUUCUCGCCGAAUUUCCAGCGGAAUUGAUUUCCAGCCAAUGUCUUUUGACAAUGUUCAAUGGGAGCAAGCUAGAGGUGAACCUUUUAAUGAGUCGCCUGUUGAGCCGCAACCUUCUGAUAGUGUUCCAGUUGCCAAUUUAAUUGAUUUCGAUAGUCCGAUAGAUAACAAUAAAUCACCGCCAUAUCUGGAAGAAUUUUUGCCAAAUAGUUCAACAUCAUCGAGUGAACGUCCAACAUCGUUGCCUAGUCAAUUUAAUAUAUUGAAAAAUGGAAUAUUUACCGAUCCAUUCUCACUUAUCGAUACUCCCGUCACUGACGGGGCUUCUUCCUCAUCCUCUCGGAGUCAAUCAAGUUAUGCUCCCGUCGCUCCAAAAUUGCCAGCUCCAAGGACCGCUUGGGAGAAAUUUGACGAUUAA
Caenorhabditis bovis is the source of this 1728-nucleotide messenger RNA. The record is from the annotation of a GenBank genome assembly. Lineage: Eukaryota; Metazoa; Nematoda; Chromadorea; Rhabditida; Rhabditidae.